CGGGCGGCAGCGGGGCCACAACCGGGUCCGUGCGCGUCACGUCGAGACCGCAGCCGCCCCCCGCCCCGGAAGGACAAGUGGGCUCUGGGAAGAUGGCAGCGGCGGCGGGAGCUGCGGCGGCGGCCCCGGUGUGUGUGCUAGUGCUGGGCAUGGCCGGCUCCGGAAAAACCACCUUUGUGCAGCGCCUGGCCGCCCACCUGCACGGGCAGCGCUGCCCUCCGUACGUGAUCAACCUGGACCCUGCCGUGCACAACCUCCCUUUCCCCGCCAACAUCGAUAUCAGGGACACUGUGAAGUACAAAGAAGUUAUGAAACAAUAUGGGCUAGGCCCAAAUGGCGGAAUAGUGACUUCUCUCAAUCUCUUUGCUACAAGAUUUGACCAGGUGAUGAAGUUUAUUGAAAAAAGACAAAAUGCAUCCAAGUAUGUUAUUAUUGACACACCAGGGCAAAUUGAGGUAUUUACUUGGUCAGCAUCAGGAACCAUCAUAACUGAGGCCUUGGCUUCCUCUUUUCCUUCAGUUGUUGUCUACGUAAUGGACACCUCUCGCAGUACUAACCCUAUCACUUUUAUGUCCAACAUGCUGUAUGCCUGCAGUAUCCUGUACAAGACAAAGCUACCUUUCAUCGUAGUUAUGAACAAAACUGACAUAAUUGACCACAGUUUCGCAGUGGAAUGGAUGCAGGACUUUGAGACUUUUCAGGAUGCCCUGAAUCAAGAGACCUCCUAUGUCAGUAACCUGACGCGUUCUAUGAGUUUAGUGUUAGAUGAAUUUUACAGUUCACUGAAGGUGGUUGGUGUUUCUGCAGUGCUCGGCACAGGACUGGAUGAGUUUUUUAUCCAGCUUUCUAAAGCUGUGGAUGAAUAUGAGAGAGAAUAUCGUCCAGAAUAUGAGCGCCUGAGAAAAACACUGGAGGAAGCUCAAGAGAAACAAAAGAGAGAGCAGCUGGAACACUUGUGGAAGGACAUGGGCAGUGUGUGUGUGCAGGGCAGCACACUGGCAGGACCCGAUGAUGCUUCUGCAAUGGGUCCCUCUGAGCUAAUCCUAACACGAGGAACUCUCAAUGAAGAGGAAGAAGAGAGGGAGAGUGAUACUGACGACAUUGACCAUGAAGUGACUGAGGAGAGUCAUGAAGAACCGGCCUUCAGAAACUUCAUGCAAGACAUGCGGAUGAAAUGCCAGAGAAAAAGCAACCUGAAUGAAUGAGACCUUCACAAACAGAAGUAACUGUUGGUCAUGUGAGUUAAAGAUCUUGUGGCCGAAUGACUGCACAUUUGGACAUCUGCCACUGUGGCUUCCUGAAGCUGAAGGAAUCAGAUAGCAGUCUCAUUUCCUCCAGAUUCUUCAGAUCUAUCUGUUGAGAGCUUAGAUUUUGAGCUCUGACAGCAUCAGUAUCCAGAGCACUAACUGGUCCCCAGAAACACAUUUCGUUCGCAUGUGCAGUCAGGUGUCUGCUGCAGCCAGGGCACAAGGGAUGCUGCAUUGAACUUUAUCAAUCUACUUGCUGUUUGAUGAUUUGGUUUCCAUUAAAUAUAUUUUAUGUACUGAAAAAUGUGUGAUAAUAAUAGAAGGAGAUCUCAUUUUA
Messenger RNA from Corvus hawaiiensis (hawaiian crow), 1584 nucleotides. RefSeq names its product GPN-loop GTPase 1 (gene GPN1). The transcript is spliced from 15 exons. The coding region runs from base 93 to 1205 and encodes 370 amino acids. Gene Ontology annotation, molecular function: GTPase activity; ATP hydrolysis activity. The record is from RefSeq and is a predicted model, not a curated record. Lineage: Eukaryota; Metazoa; Chordata; Aves; Passeriformes; Corvidae.